AUGAGAAUUAUGAAGUUCAGAUGGAACCCCGCGGCCACCCAGGGGCCCCUGAAAAGAAAAAAGCUGGAGAACAACAAGAUGGAGAUUGUUCUCCAGUCAGGCAAGACCAACGCAAAGACCUUCUCUGUGCAGAACAAUAAGAUCGAUGAGUAUUUAGCAAAGAAGAGGGAGAAGAGGAGGAAACAUCGAGAGGCAGUUAAAAAAGCUAAGUUCAUGAACUUGAUGCAAACCGAUGCACUCCGUCAAGAAGUGAACCAGCUCAAUGACAUGCUGAAAAGAGCGCAGGAGGAGUUGGUCAUAGAAAAACUAGGGGGGAUGCUGUUGAGUGGAGGUCAAACCCCUAUGCUGAAGGACUCAGACAGCAUUGUACAGGCUUCAGUUGAUUUACAACUGGAGAGGCUGAAGAACCAGAGGCUGCAGGAAGAACUGGACAAACUCAAAGCUGCUCACUGUGAUCUGAAUAGAAGGUAUCAGGCUGAUGUGGUCAGUGUCAAGCAGCAAAUGGACAGCCUUCAGCAGGAACUGCAGAAGCAAAUGAAGACUAAUGGUGACAGAGUGUCACAGGACCAGGCUGCAAAAAGAUCCUCAGCAGCUAAAAACAACAGUCUCCUCAAGAGCAUGACAGAGGAAAUGGACAAACACAAGCAAAAUUUGAUCCAUGCUGAACAGACUGUGGAGAGUCUUCAACAGAAGCUGCAGAAGCAGGAGAGGGCUCAUAG
Xyrichtys novacula (pearly razorfish) is the source of this 719-nucleotide messenger RNA. Lineage: Eukaryota; Metazoa; Chordata; Actinopteri; Labriformes; Labridae. The record is from the annotation of a GenBank genome assembly.